AUGUCUAAUAUUGCAUAUGAAUUAAAAUCAAAGUCAAAAGAAAAAUUCCAGAAAAAUGUUAUGUUGUGGGAUGGUAUUUCUUACCAAGGAUUAUUUCCUAAGAAAUCUCCAAUUUUUAUUGAUGAAUGGUUAGAGUUGACCAGAUCAGUAGAUGAUGAUCGUCUAGAAAAAGCGACUAAAGAAUUAGGUGAUUUACAAAAUGUAAUUUUUCAAGACGAUCAAGGCAUUGUUCUUGAACGACAAGAUGAACGUUUUUUCAAUUUAAAUAAAAAUCUUGCUAUUAAAGCAAUGAAAAACAAACUUUAUCAAAUACAAUAUGAUGAACAACAAGAACGAUUGUUUCAAACACGUAAACAACAAACUGGUAGUGGAAAUCGAAAUGAAAA
Molecule: messenger RNA, 386 nt
Organism: Rotaria sordida
Lineage: Eukaryota; Metazoa; Rotifera; Eurotatoria; Philodinida; Philodinidae
Source: the annotation of a GenBank genome assembly